Lymnaea stagnalis (great pond snail) is the source of this 12883-nucleotide messenger RNA. The record is from the annotation of a GenBank genome assembly. NCBI's taxonomy places the organism in Eukaryota, Metazoa, Mollusca, Gastropoda, Lymnaeidae.
AAUGUGUUUUUAGAUAUUAGAUGAUCUGGACAAUAGUCACGUUUUGUAUUGGUUAGCUAUUUUAUGUUAUAUAAUUAAUUUAUAAUAAUUGCAGGUUAACGGUUUUAACAGAAAGUAGGAGUUGAAAAGAAGUACUAGAAUAACUUCAAGUAUACUAAUUAGAAAUUAAUAGUGAGACAGGAUAUGUUUAAGCCAAGCAGACUUAAGGCUUAAAGACUAAGACAAGAUAAAUGGAAGGCUAUCACUAUCAAUCACUCAGGCCCCUGUCACUAUCACUGACUGACUGUAUCGGUUUACACAGCUAUAUGUGAUACAGAUAGUGAGGGAUAGUUUCUGUGAACAUUUUCAUAAUAUUAAUAUUGAACAAAACAAGGUAAUCUUGCAACUCGGGUGCAUGGCGUAUAUUAUUUCUGAUCUAAUUUUGUAUUAUCACAUGUAAACAUAUGUGUUUUCUUCAUUACAUUAAAUCCAGGCAGUGAUAGUUAUCUAGUACUGAAUUAUACAGCGCUUAUUUUCGUUGUAUUUUAUUUCUAAACAUCCCCCGAACUGCCAUAGCCAUAGUUCCAUUUGUUCUUUUAUUUUCACCCUGUUGCCAGAUUUUUUAUCACCUUUAAGUUGGUAUGCUAAACGAAAAGUGUAGGCAUGUUCACAAAUAGAAUAGAAUACAGGGUGGGGUUCGGGGUUUGAACUUAAUUAGAUGUUCCAUUAUUUGAUAGGGGUCCGAAAUUCUUUUUUUUUUUUAUAUGGGGUGUAUAAAUAUAAUUCUGAACAAAGGCUCCUGAGCGGGCAUGAAUGAAUUAAACGAGAUCAAACUUAGUACACAUAAACUUGAUUAUCCACAUUAAAAAACCGGUACUGAAGUUUAAUGAACUCAUAAUUUUAAUUUUUCUAAAAGUAGCCAAUAUACAUGUCAAUUUUAUGUAAAUUAAUUUUGUGAACCUGCUUUUAGUUUGAAAAGUUAAGCAUCAAUAAAUGUUUUUGGUAAAAUUUAAUAUAAAUCAAAUUUCUUGUUUCGUUUUUUUGUGAAUAUGCUUUCAGUUGAAAAAUUGCAAUCUGGCAUGUUGGGUGAAUUUUUUAAAAAGCCAAGAAAAUGGAGAGAUUGUUUAUGCUAUCGACUAUGUACCGAUGGGGGCUGUAAAAAUUAAUAAAAAGAAAAGUUAUUGCUGUAUAAUUUAGUGUUAGUGCUAAAUAAUACUACCUGGACUAAAUUUUAUAAAGAAUACACGUAAGGUUACACACGAUAAUACGAAAUUCGAUCAGAAAUAAUAAUGGAGGUGUACACAAGGGCACAUCUGAUGUAUCUAACACCUCUAUAUUUCUAGCACCAAUAUAGACCAGCAAGAGUUAAGAAUGAAAAAAAAAUUAAUUUAGAUUUUCGGUACCAUACCAUAUUUUAUCAGUGAUCAGUAUCACCAUAUUGUCCAUGCGGCAUAUGGAAUCAAUCAAGAAUCAAAUACUUCCUAGUGAUCCUUUAUUUCACUCCAUUUCUACUCUCAGUUUUUGUUUUUUUAAAUUUUACAUGAAUAAUACUUGGUAUUGCUAACAAACGCACAUAUUCUGGUGAAGGUCUGAGAUUACUCUCUUAUGACCCCUGUUAGUACAUUGGCUAUCAGCUCCAUCUGUUGAGCUGAGACAUAUAACAUUUUCCUCGCGUUGGACUAGGGCUCUCUCGCCACCCUGGCCUCCCCCGAAACAUUUAGUGAGGGACAUUUGGUCAACAGAGUUUCCGGGACCAAGCUGUACCACUGGCAGGUUAAAUUAUGUGUUGAUGGGACAGUGCUCAGUGUGCAUCUGUGUCACUAGACUCUGCUGCCUGCAACCUAACCCCCACCAAGGCAGGGUGGACUGAGGAGUUCAAGCGGCCCGCGAAAAAAUCAAAGCGGCCCGCGAAAAAAAACAAAAAGUGGCCCUAUCUUCAUGACUUUUAUUUUUAUUAUAUCACCGGUCCUAGCGGCCCAUCGGGAAUCGUCCCGGCGGCCCAGUCCACCCCUGCACCAAGGGUCUUGUCUGUUAGGAGACGGCAAGUUAGCCAAUACACUUUGAUAUUACUAGUAUACACCACAGAUUAAUGUAGGACACAUGUUAUGAUUUAGAACAUCUCAAAUUUUAUUUCUAACAAUAACAUAGAGGUGCUUCCUGUUCAGAACAGCAAGCUACAUAAUUUAAAUUUAUUUGUUGUUUAUUGUAUUGUAUGGCGUGCUGAAGAAGGCACCUAGCUGAAACAUCCUCUUAAUUUGUUUUAUCUUUUAUUUUCAAGCCCAAACAUAUCUUGUUACACUAUUUAUUUACUUUACUUGGCUUGAACACAAUCCCUCAUAAAUUAUCCUAAUAAUUGCAAACAAGGUACUAAAAAUAACGAAAAGUUGUUACUAAAUUUUACUGAACAAAUAAGACUAAGAGUAAGAAGAGGUGCAUUAAAACUCAAAGAUGCUCCAUUACAACUAAGAGUAAGAUAAAAGUGCCUUAGAUGAUACAGCACGCUAUGUUGUACAAUGUAUCCCAGCUAUAAUGCAAAGUCGGAUAUAAGGCUGCCAAUGCCAUGAAAAGAUAUAUAUGUCUCACAUCGAGAACAACUCACAAAUUUUCUAAAACUAGUCUCACACUACAUUGACUAAAAAAUAAGUUUAAAAAAUAAAUAACCAAUCGUCCUUCUUUUUAAAAACCACAUCACUGGUCACACAGAAUAUUGAAUUGUAAAUUAAAAUCCUAUCCAUGACAUGAUCUGAUUUUAUGGACCCCUAUUAUUGUCUUAUGGAUUAAGCCUAAUAAUUACAAGGAUUCACAAUCAAUAUAUACUUGUUUUUUCUGACACUACUAUUUUAAAGAUGUAAUUUAAUGCUCUUGUGUCAUAUUUUAGAGUACUAAUAAAUAUGGAAGAAGUUGCGUCAAAUAAGCCAGGAAAGCACCAACUGGAACCAGAUGAUGAGAUCAGUGAAUCAAAUUCUAAAAGAAUGAAAAUGGACUGCCUUCUUCAAGAUGAGAAUAACAUUUCAGUAACUGAUAAAAGCCUACCAGAGUCUCCAGUUCAUGAUCAUGAUGCCGAAAUGCCAUCUUCAGACAAUCAAUUAUCCACUGAAACCAAAUCCAAUGUUCAAGAUGAUGUUGAUGUGACAUCUGCUCCACUUUUGGAUCCUUUGAGUUAUACUAAAGCUGAAGAGUUUACAUCAGAAAUUUUCAAAAUUCAGAUUUACAAUCUUCCCAAAUUUGGUUUUAAUGUAAGUGAUAAGAAUAAAUUCUUUUUUAAAAAAGUUUAUUGUCAGAUUAAACUGGGGUUUUUAAAACUGUCUUUGCUGAAUACAUUGCUUUAACAUUUUGGCUGACUACUGAGCAAACAAAAAAACAAACCUGACAAUAUUUUUUUCCCUGGUCUCAGUUAUUUUAAUGUAAGGAGACGGGACAAAUAUAAUUUGUAAUAAUAGUGUUUAAAACUAUUUAAAGAGCUCUGCAUUUGUUACCUAGACACAACCUGUCCCAUCUAAAUUAAUUUUAUGCUGAUUGUUUGAUCUGAUUGCAAAUAACUCACAAAAAACAGAAAGAAAUAUAUUUAAAAAAAAUUAUUCUAAUAUAUUUUUUUCAUAUUUUCCUGUGACUAUUCAAGAUUCAAAUAUUUCAAGUGUUAAGAAUAACAAAAAAAUUAAUUUUAUUGUAAUUAAUGCACAAACUGCAUUUUUUACAAUUUUUAUACAGUUUUUAAUAUCUGUUUACAUGAUAUUUAAACAAAAUAUUUUUUGCAGGAUCUGAAAAAGCGUUUGAAGUCAACUCUAAACCUCAACCCACACAAAAUAAAACAUAUUAAUAAAAUUUUCGUCACAUAUGUUUGCUUUAAGUGAGUACCAGUACCCAGUAUAUUGAUAAAUACAAGUAAAAACCUUAUUUAAACAUUAUCAUUUUAUUAGAAUGAAUUGAAAUGUCUUGGAAAAUUAUUUGAAAGAAAUUUUUAUCAAAAAGUUAAAUAUUUUCGUCAUCCUUUUUUAAAAUAUAUUUUUUUUAAAUUAUUUUUUUUAUUAGUGUGUACAAACUUUCUUCAUUUUUCUCCUAUCUGUAUAUUAAUAGUAAUAAAAAAAGAUACAUUUAUUGAUAUAUAAAAUGCAGGAAUGAAGCAGAUAGAGAUGAAGCCUUGAAAAAAAUCAAUGGUCAUGUCUGGAAAGGAAAGACAUUAGAAGCAAAGGUAACACUAUUCAUUUAAGAUAUAUUGGUGUAUGAUUUUCUGGCCAGUUUUACCAAAAUCAAAGUAGAGAUGUUUAGAUUUAUACAAAGUAACAAUAUAUGUUUCUGCGAUUAUCAAACAAAAAAAACAAUUUUAUGCAAAUACCAAUAAAAAUAUUGUAAAACAUCUGCUGGCAUUAUAUUAGAUUUUGAUUAAAAUAUACAGAUAGACGGAUUAUGGUGUAACAGUAUUUUUAAAAUGACCUGUUCAAAAGCUGACUUUCCUCUCUCAGAUAGCUAAACCUGCUGCAGAUCCUUAUUUACAGAAGCAACUUCAGGAAAAAGGUUCAAAGCUUUUGUUUUUAAGAUAUGACUUAAAUUUUUAAAAAUAUUAAUAAAAAAAUGUUAUAGAUACCCAAAUGGGUCAAAGUCUAAGCAAAUUUACACUGCAAAAGUAGUAAAAUUAUUAUUAUUAAACAUUAUUUGAUUAUGUAAACUGCAUUUAGCUCAAAUUAUUUUUAAUUUAGUUCAGCAAUAUUGCAUUAACUUUUUAAAACUAAAAAUCGGGAAAGGAUUCUUAAUCAAACAUAAUUUGCUUUUUCUUGUAGGUAACUGCAGUACUGAGAAAAGCUCCAAGUCUAAUUCAACUCAGGAGACUUUGCAACCAACAGCAGAAGAAGCUGAGACAAGGUAAAAUAUCUUGUUACUUAAAUUUAAAAAAAAAUUGUUUUAACUCUUUUAAAGUCAGAAAUUUUAACACAACAUACAUUCAUUAUAAAAUUAGCAAAUAUUUGCUCCAUUAAACAAAAAUAUAUUGACUCUGUAGCUUAAAUUAAGGCAAUGCUUCUAAAGCUUGAUACAAAAAAAGAAGAAAAAAAAGCCACUUUAAAAAUGGGGAUUUGGAUAAAUUUGGUUAAUUUUUAUUUUCAAAAGACUUGGCUACACAAAUUAAUAAACAGACAUAUUUUUUAUUGGAUCUGUAACUUAGCAACAUACAAAUACUACAGUUUUAUUAUUUAUUCUAUUCACAGACUAAGAGCUAAUGUCAUUCCACUUUGGGAUGUUGACUAUACAGAUCAACUACAGGUCUGCUUCAAAAACAAAUCUUUAUUUCUUAAAGCAGAGUUGAUCACUCAAAAAAGCAAACUAACAUUGUAUAAUUUAAAAUAUGUUCUUAAAUUAUUUUUGUUCCUUACAAAUUCUAUACAAAGAAAAGCAUUUAAAAAUAUUCCAUUUACAAAAGCUGAUUUCUGUUGUGUUCAAUGACAAUUUAAUAAGCUAAUUAUUUUAAAUAUUAUUGCAAUAAUUAUUUAUUCUCUAAAAAUAAAAAAAUAAAAAGAAUUUAUACAUUUCUCACAACAUUAAUUUUUAUUUAACUUGAAUUUUAAACAUUAUUCUUUCAGAUGAAAACGAAGCUAAUUCGAAAUAUUUUAGCGCGUGUUACUAAACAUCACUUUGUUAAACACAUGUUCGAAGACAGGUAAGUUGUACAAUUUAUGUAAAUCACUAUAUAAUAUUUGAUUUUUCAACUUAAAAAAAAAUUAGAGGCUGGAUUCCUCAUCCCAAAAUUGUUCUUUUAAAAAAAAAAAAAAAAAAACUUUCCUGAUUUACUACUACAUGGAAUUUAGGUAAUGUUUUCUUGCUAAAUUCUGAUUUUUAGCGCGUGUUACUAAAAAUCACUUUGUUAAACACAUGUUCGAAGACAGGUAAGUUUUAAAAUUUAUGUAAAUCACUAUUUAAUAUUUGAUUUUUAAAAUUAAAAAAAAAUUAAAGGCUGGAUUCCUCAUCCCAAAAUUGUUCUUUUAAAAAAAAAAAAAAAAAAACUUUCCUGAUUUACUACUACAUGGAAUUUAGGUAAUGUUUUCUUGCUAAAUUCUGUGAAAUUCUUUUAUGUGGCAUGUCAUAAAUUUCUUGUUUCAGGUCCAAGCAUGAUGGCCUAGCUUGUGAAUUACUUCCCAUUGUUCCUUCAGUAAGUGGCUAUUCAAUUAUUUUAUUACAGAACAUGAACUUUGUAGCUUUAAGUUAAGUAUUUAUGAAAUACCAUCUGGUACAUAGAUGGAAAGAUUAAGUAUUUUUUUAGAUCAAUAAGAUGAAUAAGAUCAAUAAAGAAAAUAAUAAAUAAUAUAUGUUUCUCCAGCCUAUCACAACAGAAUAUAGAAAUAAAAAUGAAUUCUCCAUAGGCUUUGGACUGGAUGGAAAAAGUAAGUUUCUUUACAAUACAGGAUUAACAAAUAAAAAUCCACACUGAAAAGCUUUGAUGUUGAGGUUGUUUUUAUUUGUAAUGGUUAUGGAUUAUUGGCCUCCCAUUAAGACCUGACAUUUUAUCGUCAUUACAUAUUGCUUUGUAUUAAAAUAGGUAUGUUCUGAUGGGUUAAAAAUGAUCUUAUCAAUAUUAUAUAAUUGAUGAUUUGGAUUUAUCGAUCAAUGUAUGAGGUCAAUUCAAGUGGAGCCUUCUCACCUUGCCUUCCAAAGUUCUCAGGCCAGGCACAGAUAUGGACUUCUGAGCUGUACGUCGCGAAGCUGUCUUCCCAGUAAUAUGUUGGGUGUAGAGUCCAAGGAACUUUUGGUCCAAUGUGAUGCAGCCUCAUGGUUUGGCAGGCGGAUGUAUAGCGCUGGGCGGACUCCUGGGAAUCAGGCCUCAUGCUUUAUCCUCCAAUCCAGCUGCUAAAAAGCGGUUGUGUCUUGCAAUAUGACAAACAGACUAUAUGUGAAAUGAUGUAAUAACAUGGAGGGAGUAAACUUACCCAAUAGUCAUAAGCUGACUUGUCCAUCUCGAACAACAGUGAAUUUAGAUUCACAUAAAGCUCAUACAUAAACCCCCAAUGUAUGGAUAACAUGCCAGUGCAUGUACAUAUGUCUAAAGGCAACAUAGGGCAAACGACUGUUUCACUUAUACUAACACAGUUAAAUAUUAUAAAUAAUACGUAUAUUGAUACAGUAUGUCCCACCGUCUUAUUAAUAGAUAAUCUAACAGUCUAAUUACUUUGCCAUCAUUAUGACUGGAUGAAGUUCAAAGAUUUAAAAAAAAUAUGAAAAUGGCCACCACCUGUCAGGCAUGGAGUCUCACUCCAUCCACAUAUUUUAAGGCAAAACCCAACGAGCAUAUUUAUUAUCUACCAAGAUGUUCAGAGUGUGACAUAAUUUUUUAAAGCAAUAUAAUUUAAAGUCACAAUAAAAUUGUAUUAAAAUAUAACAGUCGAAAUCAACGGCUCAAAACUCAUUAGGUAAAUGCCAGCUGAUCUUCUCACUGGAGGGACUCGCCAGUAUUUGUGUGGUGUGUUCCCUGAGUGUGUCGAGAACGGAAAAGAAUGGUCUACAGGUCAAAACACAGCAAAUAUCUGUGAUAGGGGUAUUUAUCACUGGCUAACCUAUUAAUCUUGAGGAUGAGCACGGCCGGUGAAAUAAGUCUUGCAAGAAUGAACAAAGCAAUGCGAUGUGAACUCACGCAAGGCAUGCGGGGGUGCGACUGAGAUGAGUUGGUGUCACACUUGAAUGUGCUAUGUGAGCUGGGCCAAGGAUUACAAGACUAACAUUAUAGAUAAUAACUCAUAGAAAAAAGUGUGGGUGGUGGUGGUUAGAUUCUAGCAAGGCAUGCUUACUGCACAACUGUAUAUACAUUUUGACAGUCCAGUCUGAUUUCAUAACAGAUGUAUUGUUUUCUCAAAAUACUUAAAAUGUAUAAUAUCUACUACUCUUUAAGUUUUCUUAAACAGUUACAUUUAUAUCAAUAAGCAAGAACUGACAAUUUUUAUAAAGAAAUAUUUAGUUAUAAUUAAUGUCUUACAUGUUAAAAAAAUGUCCUCAGCAAAAAUGGUUGGCUUUAGAUAUGGCUUGUACAAAGAUGGCACAACAGCUGUAGGGAGCUGUGAAAAUCUUGGAAUAGCAAUGCCUGCUGCUAUUCCAGUUGUCAAGGUAAUAGGCAUGAUUAAAUGCAAACUUUUAACUUGUUUCUAUGCUGGACAAAAUAAAAUAAGCAUUUUUGUGUCUACGGCUUGUUAUGCUUGAGAAUGAUUUAUGGUCUUCAAGGGUUGGGAGGGGGUGGGGGGGAUUAUCUGACAGAAACAUUUGGUACUAAUUUUUGCCUGUGAAUAGUUGAUGUAUGCAAUCUUUACAAAACAAAUGGCCUAAACACUGGUAAAGCUUUUAGCCUGUAUAAGUCAAUAAUAUGCAUUUUCUUAAAGUAGAAUCUUCUGAACUAUUUCACUGACUGCACUGGCCUCCAGACCACAAUUAGAAGAGUGCUCAGACUUGAAGGUGUUCAAAACUCAACAUAAUAAAACAUUAUUUGACAAAAAUAACUGAUGUUUUUUAAUCAACUUUAUACAUUCCUGUUACGCAUGGUGGUGUUGUCUGUCUUGGAAGUCUCCAAACCACAUGGUAAUAGGUAAUAGGUUUGAAUUUAUCCUCUGGGGCUGGGAGGAGAAGUUAAAAAUCUCUGAUUGACACACAGAUAUGUUAAGGCAUGUUGAAAAGUUUCAAACAAAUUGAAAUGAUCUUUUUGCAUGACAAGUAUUUUAUUUCAAUGUGAUUAAUCCAUUAUAAUUAGACAUUUAUACUUUCAGAGUUUUAUUGACUUUAUCACAGAGUCACAAUGGGAGCCUUUCCUUCAACAAUCGGGGACAGGACACUGGCAGACUCUGACAGUGAGAACACAACGAACGGGUGACGUCAUGGCCAUGGUUGACUUUAGUCCACGAAAACUGGAUCAGGUGUGUCCAUUAAUUGCCACCUCAAUUUUUAAAUGCUCUCAAUUCGGCAGAAAAAUCUUCAAGGUUGAAUAUUAUAGUGCAAUCGUACAAGUGCAACCAAUUCUUUACAUGAAUUCAAAAAAGGGUUUUAUAAAUGGAUGAAAUAAAAAGUUUAGCAUGAAAUAUGUUUAUUUCAGUCAGAAAUAGAUGCAGCAAAAAACUCCUUAAAAGAAUUCUUCACCACAGGAGCGGGCAAAGAUGUCUAUAUCAAGUCACUUUAUUUCAGGAUUUUGAGUGGCAAGUAAGUCCACUUUGUUCUUACAUUAUUGUAUGUAAAGUUUAAAGGCACAUUAAAUCAAUGAAAACAAACAUAAAACAAAAUUAAGUUAAUAAUAAUAGUUUUGAGAAUAAUGUCAUGUAUGAGAUAAAAACAUAUUUUCACAAGCAUUAUCAGAGAAUAAGGUUAUGGGAAGAAAUAUUGGAGAAAGCAUGAUAGAAGGGUGCUCUAGAUGUUAGUUCCUAAUGAUGGGCUCCCAAAAUAAAUCUUGCUUCCAUACAACUAAUGCUUGUACAUUAUGUUAUGAUGCUUAAUUCUAAAUAACUUUUUCCCCCCAUUUCAUAUUCCAGGGGCCAGAACACAAGAAAUAAUCUGGAAUUGUUGUUAGGAGAACCAGUAAGAUUUUUUAAUGUGUCCAUUGUUUUAAAACAUCUUCUACUUAGAUUAGACAUUUUACUUAUUUUUGUGCUCUUAUUUAUGAAUUGAUUAUCUGUUUAUUUAUAAAUAACUUGAUUCUAUAAAUAAAAAAACAAAUUGCAAAAGUAAUUGCAAUAAAAAUCCCUAAAUAUUAACUCUAAGAGACCAUUCAAAAAACAUCAAUUUAAAAUAAAUUUUGCACUUAUAAGCAUUUUAGAGUCCUUUUUUUCAAUUGCAACUCUCCUUAUGGGAAGAAUUCAAUUCUUUAAAAAAAAAUUGUUAAAAAGAAUUAUCAAUAACUUCUGGAGUUACUGCAGUCACAGCAAUUACUUAAAAAAAUAUAUAUUUAAAUUAUUAUUAUUUUUUUUUUGCACAUGAAAACUUAUACUAGAUGAAUGAUUGAAUGAAAUGUUUAACUCCAGAAUCUAAUUCAUCAGCAGGUCUUAAGUUUGUAUUUUAAAAAUAUUUUUUUAACCAUCCAAAUGUGUGCGUUUUUUUAAUAUUUUUGAUUUUGAGCAAUGUGUAAACAAUUCUUUAAAUUUCUAGCAUGUUUAUGAGUCAUUACUGGAAAUGAAAUUCCGUAUUUCUCCACAAGCUUUUUUUCAAGGUUAGUCAUUCAAGUUAUUGUGUGACGUGUGUCUUCCCUGUGAAUUUAUUUAAGAUAAGAUAAGAUUCUUUACUGAUCCAAAUAAAUGGAAAUGUUUUUUGAUGUUUUUUUUACAUAUUUUCUAUUAUUUUGUUUACUAAUCCAAAAAAAAUUUUUUUUUUUAAAGCACUACAUAUUAAAUAAACUUCCUAAAAAAUUCGCCCAUGUCAUGGCGUAUAAUUUCUAUAAUACUACUGUUACUCUCUUUUCCACAGUCAAUACACCAGCAACAGAAAAGCUGUACGAGUUGAUAGCAGAGUGGUGCAAUGCGUCCUCCUCUACCACUGUCCUAGACAUUUGUUGUGGCACGGGUACCAUUGGGCUGUCCAUGGCCAAGGUCUCCUUUUAUCAUUGUUAACUCUCUUAUUCACUAAUCUCUGUGUGUGCUAUGCCAAUUAGCUACAUGUUUGGUAAUAUUUGUGUUUGCUAAGCCAAUUAGCAACAUGAGGAUAUUGUUGUUUCUUAUUUUUUGAUAAACUUUGUGUAUGCUAAGCCAAUAAGCUACAUGCUGGUAUUCUGGUAUCUGAGAAAAUAUUUGUAGAACCAGAGGUGGAAUAACGGGGAGACAAAUCUAACGCAUGGCUAUUAAAUGUAUUCCUUUAUAAUUUAUAUUGAAUCAUGUAUCUUUUUAAGGGUAGAAAUUACAUGCCAUGGUUGAUAUCUUCCAUAGUUUUGUAAAUAAAUGUUUAAUAAUAAAAAAACCUUAACAAAUUUUAAGUAAUUUAAAGACAACAUGCAUAUUAUUAUUGGUUUAGUAAAAGUUCAUUACUUCUGAGACCUGUGUAUCUCCUUCGGAUUCUGAAAAGUAAUGAAAGAAAUAUUAUUUGAAAUCGCACCUUAAAAUACUGUCACUACUCAAAUAAAAGCAAAGAACCUACUAUAAAAGUUAUUCACUUUCUUCUAGACUUAUACACAAAAUAUAUGACUCAAUUUAAUUGACAAAAAGAUAUACUGAAUUUCCACCUAAAUCACUUUAAAUAGAAAUAAUGGAUAAUACCCUCAGCCUUUUUUUUCUUCAAUUUGAUAUUUUUUAAUUAUUUGUCUGCAAUUGAAAAUUUACAGACUUAAAAAAAUUCAUAAUCAUUUUAAGCAUUUUGAAGGUUUCUUUUUUAAAUUUAUAAUUUUUAUAUACUUUUUUCAAGAACAUUUUAUUUUAUCAUCCAGUAAUAGAUUUCAAUGGAGACACCUAAUCAAACUUAGUCCUUUUUAGUAUUAAAAAAUUUGUCAUAAAAAAAGAUUAAAAUUUUGAACACUUUCAAAAUGUUGAGAUUUCAGUCCGUCUUAGAGUAAACCCCCCCCCAAACCAUUGUCUGAAUCUACUACUGGAUAUACAUCUUUCAUUCUCAUUUAAAACUUUAUUUGUCUAACAUAUUUGACCAGAAAGUCAAGUCCGUCAUUGGAAUAGAGAUGUGCUCAGAAGCUGUUGAAGAUGCUAAAGCCAAUGCUUCCUUAAAUGGUGAGCAGUAGGUAGUUUUGAAAUGAUCUCUGUGCUUAAGAAAGUAAUUUAAUUUUGUCAGAACUACCAUAACUAUUAAGUUUUUUUUUUUAAACAAAAAUUAUUUUUACAAAACAGUGACCACAUGUACUCAAAAUAACAAAUCUACUGGCCCACAAAGCUGCAUCAUUCCAAACAGUUAAAAGUUCACAGCAUAUAUUGACUUGCAAAUUAUUCAUUUUUUCAGACAUCUGUAAUGCCACAUUUCAUUGUGCAAAAGUGGAAGAUAUUAUCUCAAAGGUGAUGUUAUCAUUGCAGUCAUCCAAUGAUGGACAGGAUAUAGUGGCUGUUGUUGACCCACCUCGUGCUGGCUUACGUGAGUAACAAAAUUAAUGUUCAUUAUUCUUAAACUUUUAUAAGUGCGGAAGAAAAAUAUAAAAAAUCACAUUACUUUUUAUUUGCCAAAAGUUUUUCUUAAAUUCGCAAAAGAAUUUUUUUUUUUUUAAAUUUUCAUGACAUUUACACGAAAAAUUAUUUAUUUUGCAUUUAAAAAAAAAAAAUUGUUUUUAUCUAGAAUUGUUCUUUCAAACCUUUUAUUUACAGACAAAGAUGUGAUUAAGAGUUUAAGGAAAUGUCAAGCUAUCAGACACUUGGUGUAUGUGUCAUGCAAUCCUGAGAGUGCUUUGGAUAAUUUUAUUGAGUGAGUAGAUUUAAGACGGUUGCUAAAAAUUUCACUUCCAACAAUCUUUAACACGUUACAUUUCUUUUGGGUGGGCUGUUAGCCAGCAGUGAAAUCUACUAAAUCAAUUAGUUCGAUUCGUAGACUUUUUAUUUUAUUUUUGAAAAAAACAUUCAAAAUUUUAAAAUCAUUUAGUCUCUCAAUAUGUGUUUAUAAUGUUUGAAACCAAUUUAUCUCCCAGCAUUAUUAGACCAGAGACUGGAAGACACAAAGGAUCUCCUUACAAGAUGGUUAAAGCAACACCUGUUGAUCUCUUCCCUGGCACCAAGCACUGUGAGCUGCUCAUUCUCUUCGCUAAAGCUGAUGCCAGCAAUGAUGUUCCAAUGACUGAUGCAAACACUGAUGUGAAUAUGGCUGAUGGUGCCGAGUCAAGCAAAUAACAUCACCAGACAGAGAGAGAGAGACAGAGCGAAAGAGAGCUAGAUUAGAGGAUUUUAAUAUAAAUUUUGUUUUCUUUAAGGCAGUGGGUCUAAACAAAUUUUUUUUACGGUCACCACCCCUUUUCCUUUCAUGAAAUAAAACUCAUGUUGAUGUU